Messenger RNA from Pseudophryne corroboree (corroboree frog), 2940 nucleotides. It is a transcript of the gene KLHL32, whose product is annotated as kelch like family member 32. NCBI's taxonomy places the organism in Eukaryota, Metazoa, Chordata, Amphibia, Anura, Myobatrachidae. Bases 349 to 2211 code for a protein of 620 amino acids. Gene Ontology annotation, molecular function: protein binding. The record is from RefSeq and is a predicted model, not a curated record. The transcript is spliced from 11 exons.
GCAUUUACAGCAGCGACAGCUGAGCUUCACAAGGAGGAGGAGCUCCUUCCUUCCCAGACAAUACAAUCACACACUGUAGCAACACUAAACACUGCAUGUAUACACUACACACACCGCUCUGCACCGCAUACAUGCCACUGUGGGGACAUAAGAUAUCACCCCACGGCCACCAGCUGCAGCAGCUUCUGUCACCUCGGAGGACAGACAGACAGAGCCCCGACCACCAAGCUGCUGAGAAAUUCUGCCUGCAUCCCUAUCUUCUCCAUCUGAUGCUGACAGAAGCUGGAAUGCUUGUUUGUUCCUUCUCUAAAUCGUAAGCGCGAGGACUCAGAAGAGCCGACUUGGACAAUGCCUUCCGAGAUAUGCCUCAGUAUUCAAGAAAUGCUGACAGGUCAGAGGCACUGCCAGUCUAUGUCACACAAAGAUGCUGUCCUGUCUGCAUUAAACCAACAGAGGAAUGAUGGCAUACUCUGUGAUGUCACACUGGUGGCUGAAGAACAGAAGUUCCAUGCCCACAAGGCUGUGCUGGCAGCGUGCAGUGAUUACUUUCGGGCUAUGUUCAGUCUGUGCAUGGUUGAGAGUGAAGCUGAUGAAGUAAACUUACAUGGAGUUACCAGCCUUGGAUUAAAACAGGCUCUUGAUUUUGCCUACACUGGGCAGAUUCUCUUGGAGCCAGGAGCAAUACAAGAUGUUUUGGCUGCUGGGAGUCAUCUUCAGUUGCUUGAGCUCUUGAACCUUUGUUCUCAAUAUCUCAUCCAGGAACUAAAUAGCUUUAAUUACUUGGACCUAUACAAGCUGGCAGACUUAUUUAAUAUGACGUUACUAGAGGCAGCAGUGGUAGACUUUCUAGUAAAGCACUUAUCGGAACUUCUAAAAAGUCACCCAGAAGAAGUUCUUGCACUACCCUUCCGUCUGCUCAGAGAGGUUCUGAUGAGUGACCAGUUAACAUCCCUUAGCGAAGAACAAAUCUGGCAGUUGGCUGUGAGGUGGCUGGAGCAUAAUUGUCGUUAUCAAUACGUAGAUGAACUUCUGCAGUACGUACGUUUUGGCCUCAUGGAUACAAAUACACUUCACACUUUCGUCCUUUCUCAUUCUUUGAUCCAAACCAGUGAAACAGCAACAGCACUUAUCAACGAAGCCUUGGAAUAUCACCAAAACAUCUAUGCACAGCCAGUGUGGCAGACCAUACGGACAAAGCCACGAUUCCAGUCCCACACGCUUUACAUUGUCGGAGGAAAAAAGCGGGAGAUCUGCAAAGUGCGGGAACUGAGAUAUUUUAAUCCUGUGGAUCAGGACAAUGUUCAUAUAGCAGGAAUAGCAAACUGGAGUGAGCUGACACCCAUGCCAGUAGGGAGAAGUCACCACUGUGUUGCCAUCAUGGGUGACUUUUUAUUUGCUGCAGGAGGGGAAGCUGAGCAUGCCACAGGGCGCACCUGUGCAGUCAGGACAGCAUGUCGUUACGAUCCUCGCAGCAAUACUUGGUUUGAAAUUGCUCCAAUGAAAAAUUGUCGGGAGCAUUUUGUGCUUGGGGCACUGAACAAUUGCCUUUAUGCAGUAGGUGGCAGAAAUGAGCUGCGACAAGUGUUACCAUCUGUAGAACGCUACUGUCCAAAGAAAAACAAGUGGACUUUUGUACAGUCUUUUGACAGAUCUCUUUCAUGUCACGCUGGAUGUGUUGCUGAUGAUCUUCUCUGGAUAUCAGGUGGGGUGACUAACACAGCACAGUACCAGAACAGACUAAUGGUAUAUGAUCCAAACCAGAAUAAAUGGAUAAGUCGCAGUCCUAUGCUGCAGAGGAGAGUGUACCAUGCCAUGGCAGCAGUGCAAAGGAAACUUUAUGUCUUGGGUGGAAAUGAUUUAGAUUACAAUAACGAUCGGAUUUUGGUUCGACAUAUAGACUCUUACAAUAUUGACACUGAUCAGUGGACACGCUGCAACUUCAACUUACUCACAGGACAAAAUGAGUCUGGAGUCGCUGUGCAUAAUGGAAGAAUCUAUUUGGUUGGAGGUUAUUCAAUUUGGACAAAUGAACCUUUAGCAUGUAUACAGGUGCUGGACGUUAGCAGAGAAGGCAAAGAAGAAGUGUUCUAUGGGCCUACACUACCUUUUGCCUCCAACGGUAUAGCAGCAUGUUUUCUGCCUGCUCCUUACUUCACGUGUCCUAAUUUGCAGACUUUGCAGGUUCCUCACCAUAGGAUCGGAACGAUGUAAAGGGACUUGCCGUAGAGACUGCAGAAACCCAAUUUCUUGUCAGAGAAAGGUGUAUCUCAGUGGUAGAAACACAGCGUGGGUGCAAUACAUUUACUGCAUUUUUAUAUCCCUGCAUUCACCUUUCCUGUGACAGAUCACUAUUUGACGCUUGACGCCAUCAGCAUCAAAAAUCAGAUUGUAAGCUCUUCAGCGCAGGGAAUCAUUGUGCCUGAAACUUAUACGUAUACAACACUGCAAACAAUGAACUGUAAUUUAUUUUUUUAUGCUGCAAUUAUGGAUCAGUAGGGAAUAGUGAAUGUGCAAAAAUGCUAAUCUCACUAUCCCUAAUGCCAUUUAUUUAUAAUCUACAGCACCUGUGUAAUCAGAACUUGCACUCCAAGCUAAAGCAGCCACUUAUGUUCAUGAGAACUUAGAAAUAUUUUUCGAACAACAAAAAAACUCAAGGGCAAUACAUCAUAAAACAUAUGCAACUGAUCUGAUGUAUGUGAUUAAAAAGGGAAUGUCAAAUAAAAAGUAUCUGUUAUUUCCUCAUAUUUGUAGAUAUUUUUCCAUACUGUUCCAUUGUGAGUUACUUAGUGGACUUUUGCAUCAAAAUGAAUAUAAAGAAAAUAAACAAUCAUACAAAAAACUGUGAUAAAGAAUUGUUAAACUAUUACUGUACAUUUGCAACCAUUCACCUUUGCUGCUAACAGCACACCUAAGUGCAUAUAAAUAAUAAACAUUGUACAA